Messenger RNA from Gymnodraco acuticeps, 1748 nucleotides. Its product is annotated as transcription factor Sox-8-like. Lineage: Eukaryota; Metazoa; Chordata; Actinopteri; Perciformes; Bathydraconidae. The record is from RefSeq and is a predicted model, not a curated record. Gene Ontology annotation, biological process: neural crest cell development; negative regulation of transcription by RNA polymerase II; morphogenesis of an epithelium. Gene Ontology annotation, cellular component: nucleus. The coding region runs from base 149 to 1483 and encodes 444 amino acids. The transcript is spliced from 3 exons. Gene Ontology annotation, molecular function: RNA polymerase II cis-regulatory region sequence-specific DNA binding; DNA-binding transcription factor activity, RNA polymerase II-specific.
GUCAGAGGACGUAGAAAUAAAUAAUUCAAGACAAGAACAUUGGAAUUGUACCUGAUUUCGGGGUGAAACAGUCUUCCGACUGAGCCGUGCGCAUUUACGCACUUGGAUAGUUGGAAUUGGACAAUUUGGCAACUUUUUACGCGCCAAUAUGACAAAAGAGAAGUCAUUGACAGAUAUUCCUCGCAGUCCAGCAGGCAGCGACAGCCCUUUAUCCAAGCAUGGAUCAGAUUCAGAGUCCCCAACCUCCCCAGCUGGGUCAGAGGCACCAGAGCCAGCGCGCAAAAUUACGCACGAACCGGAGAGCAGCGUGAAGCCUGAUCGCUUCCCCGCGUGCAUCCGUGACGCGGUGUCGCAGGUGCUGAAGGGAUACGACUGGUCUCUGCUGCCCGUGCCGGCUAUGGGGGAGCGCGCGCUGAAGAGCCAGCCUCACGUGAAGCGGCCGAUGAACGCCUUCAUGGUUUGGGCUCAGGCCGCGAGGAGGAAGCUGGCGGAUCAAUAUCCUCACCUGCACAACGCGGAGCUCAGCAAGACGCUGGGCAAACUGUGGAGACUCCUCUCUGAAACAGAGAAGCGUCCCUUCGUUCAGGAGGCUGAGAGGCUGAGGAUGCAGCACAAGAAAGAUUAUCCGGACUACAAGUACCAGCCUCGGAGACGCAAGAGCACCAAACCGGGUCAGGGGGACGGUAGACCUGGACUUGUCCUGCAGAAUCAGCAGCAGGGCCCGUAUAAGACAGAACCAGGAGACGAGUACCAUCAAUACCAUACUGACAAAACAGGUCAGUCUCACGGACCUCCAACGCCUCCAACUACUCCAAAAACUGACCUCCACAUGGGGAACAAACACGAGGGUCAGCGUCCUGCAGACACCUCUACCUCCACCACAGGGGGCCGUCAGAACAUCGACUUCAGUAUCGUGGACAUCUCCGAGCUCAGCCCCGACGUCAUCAGCACCAUCGAGGCCUUCGACGUCAAUGAGUUCGACCAGUACCUCCCUCCCAACGGCUCCACUCUCCUCACCCCGACAGAUAGCACCACCCACGGACACAACACCUUCCUCCUGCCCAGCCUCCACCCUCACAACCCUGCCAGGACGCCAAAAAGUGGGACUGCAUCCUCUUUAAUAUGUCGUGAAACCCCCAGGCUCCACGAGGACACCAAACCUCAGAUAAAAACUGAGCAGAUGAGUCCAGAUCACUACAGCAGUUCCUCCACUCCUCCACAAUCUGAUUACACGUCCUUUAGUUCAGGCUCAUCCUCCAACACCCACCAAUCUGACUACAGUGACCUCCAGGGCUCCGGUUUCUACAGCAGUGCUUUCUCCGGAUACCCCGCGGCCGGUCUGUAUCAGUACCCGUACUUCCACUCCUCCCGAAGGCCUUAUGUUUCACCUCUUAUCAACAGCUUGGCCUUGGCACCACCUCCACACAGUCCUCCUCCAUCAGUCUGGGAGCAGCCGGUCUACACAACACUCAGCAGGCCUUGAAGACGAGGAAACUCCCUGCAGAGAACUUUAGAUAUGGACCAAAACGUCACAGGACAGAACAGUAGCUGCUUUGUUGACCGGUUUUAUCAUUUAAUUCUGAAGGAAAAUGCAGAUAACAGUAACUGUUGUAUUGUGCAUUAAUAUACAGUUACAUUUGUUUAUUUUCAAGGAUUUUUUUUAUAUGAUCGACAAAGAUUCAGUGUUUUGAGUCUUUUCUGUUUGAGGCAUGACAUUUGAAACCUCCAAUAAAAAGUCACACUAAUGA